Messenger RNA from Hevea brasiliensis (rubber tree), 2211 nucleotides. RefSeq names its product protein IQ-DOMAIN 17. Gene Ontology annotation, molecular function: protein binding. The coding region runs from base 498 to 2015 and encodes 505 amino acids. The transcript has 5 exons. NCBI's taxonomy places the organism in Eukaryota, Viridiplantae, Streptophyta, Magnoliopsida, Malpighiales, Euphorbiaceae. The record is from RefSeq and is a predicted model, not a curated record.
CAGCACUCUCGAGGUUACGCACACUUUGAUGUUGUCUCCAACCGUCUGACACUAAAACUCUAUUACUGUCCUCCCAUGCCACUACAAUACACCAUUUCUUUUACCAUUAUUAAUUAUAUGCUCAACAUAUAUUAAUCUUAUAUACAUACAUACAUACAUUAUACAAAGGCAUAGCACAGAGUGUCUGAGGCUGUUCCCAAAUGCACGGACUACCUCUACUCACUAGCAGGAUACGUUAUUUUCUUUUCUUCUCUUUUCUUUUUCUUCAUUUAUAUCUCUGUCUCUGUCCAUUUUGUAUUUAAAGCUACCAACUGCUCUUUUUUAUCUGAGAAGCUGCAAUGAAUUAGAUGGUAUCAUUCAUUGUUUUAAGACUUGGGUUUGCUACUUUUUAGUUUAAGUCUAUUUGCUUUCCUUGCUGCAUAUUUUCAUGGGGAAGGUUGGAGGAAGCUCUUGGUUGGCUGCUGUUAAAAGGGCUUUCAGGUCUCCUACUAAGGAUAAUGAGAAGAAAAGCUGCAGAAGGAGGGAAGAUCGAGAACAAGAAGAUGAAGAGAAGUAGCAACUUUACUGUUUCUGGGUCCGAGCAGAAGAGAGGUAAAAGAAGAUGGAUUUUCAGGAAACCUUCUUCAGCUCAUGAAACAACAGUUAUACAACAUUCUGCAGAAAAGAGCUUAACUACUGCUACUGCUAUUAGUGAAGCAGCUGAUGUUAAGCAAAGACAAGCACUUGCAAUGGCCAUGGCCACAACAGCAGCUGCUCAGGCAGCAGUUGCAACAGCCCAAGCAGCUGUGGAAGUGGUUAGACUCGCCAGGCCUUCCCUUUUCAUGAAGCAACACUUUGCUGCCAUUGCUAUACAGACAGCUUUCAGAGGAUAUCUGGCAAGGAGAGCUCUUCGGGCGCUUAAGGGACUGGUAAAGCUGCAAGCCUUAGUGAGAGGCCACAAUGUUAGAAAGCGAGCAAAGAUGACUCUUCACUGCAUGCAGGCUCUGAUGAGGGUUCAAGCACGGGUUCGAGAUCAACGCAAGAGAGUUUCUUAUGAAGGAAGCACAAAUUCCAUCUCAAGUGAUGCAAACAGCUUGUGGGGGUCUCAUCUUGCUGAUAGGAAGUCCAUUUCAAGGGAUGAAAGCAGCACUGCUGAUGAAUGGGUCAAUUGGGAUGAUCAACAUCCACAGUCGCUGGAGGAGAUCCAAGUAAUGUUGCAAGAAACAAAGCAAGCUGCCUUGAAACGUGAGAAGGCCCUUGCUCAUGCUUUCUCUCGCCAGAUAUGGAGACCCAGUAGGGACACAUAUGCAAGUGAAGGAGAACUGGAAGAGAAACGCAGAUGGAAUGAUCGGUGGACAACGAGGAAGCAAUUAGAGAACAAAGGGAUCAGAGGUUUAAAUGAUCAGAGAGACCCCAUUAAAACUGUUGAAGUGGACACCUCUCAACCUUACACUUUCUCAACCCCAAACACUCGUAAAUCCCAUCAUGAAUAUCAUCACUACCAACAACAAAGGCCAAGUUCAUAUUCUGUUGCUUCUCCUCUCUCUAGAGUACACAGCAAUUUCCCACUUCAACCACCAUUAACACCAUCCCCAUCCAAAGCAAGAACACUACUCCAAGUUCAUUCAGCUAGCCCUCGCUGCCUAAGAGAAGACGGGAACCAGCAGGAUCACAAAGGUGCAAGUACUCCAAAUGCUAUAGCUACUUCAGUGCCUAGCUACAUGGCUGCCACUGCUUCAGCCAAGGCUCGUUUCCGGUCACAAAGUGCACCAAGGCAGAGGCCGUCAACCCCAGAGAGAGAAAAGGUGGGUUCAGCUUCAGCAGCCAAAAAACGCCUUUCUUUCCCAGUUCCUGAUCCUGUGACAAGCAAUAAUGUUGUGGGUUAUAGCAUAAGGAGUCCAAGCUACAGAGGCAAUGUUCAUGAAGCCUAUCUUGGAAUGGAGCAGAGGUGUAACAUGUCUUCUUGCUGCACAGAUAGCAUUGGAGAUGAGGUAUCUCCUCCUUCAACCAAUGAUCUUAGCAGAUGGUUAAGAUAAUUAAAUCCAAGCUAGCAGCAGAUACCCAAACAAGUGAUGAAUGAAACAGAUUUGCAUGCAUGGCUAACUAUGAGGAUAUAGCAAGCUUGAUGACCAUAUUGAGGAUGUGUAGAUUUACAAGUGAAGGUGAAGGUAGAUGAAAGAGUCACAAUGUGAAGAGAAAUUUGCUAUAUGAAGAUAUAAAUUUUUAUGAUUA